Scophthalmus maximus (turbot) is the source of this 2136-nucleotide messenger RNA. RefSeq names its product 4-galactosyl-N-acetylglucosaminide 3-alpha-L-fucosyltransferase 9-like. The transcript has 3 exons. The record is from RefSeq and is a predicted model, not a curated record. Bases 233 to 1519 code for a protein of 428 amino acids. Lineage: Eukaryota; Metazoa; Chordata; Actinopteri; Pleuronectiformes; Scophthalmidae. Gene Ontology annotation, cellular component: membrane. Gene Ontology annotation, molecular function: alpha-(1->3)-fucosyltransferase activity.
CUGAUGAUGAAUAAACAUGUUGUCAAAAUCCCAAGACUCCACCCUACCUGCAGACAGCCACUGAUAAUUUGACCACACCCCUUAGAUCAUAUAACCCGGCCCUUUAAGCCUGCAAACCAUCUUUUUCCCUCCAAACAAUUCGGGCAGAACAAAGAGAUCAACUGAUGUGAGUUCAGAUGGACUUUUCACCUUUAAAAUGUUUAUAUAGUAAGACAUGGCAUAUAUUGUUUGAAUGUUAACAUUGAUUUGUGUUUUAUUAUGCCAGAUUCCAGGGUUUAAUCGUGAGAAUAGAGAGAAAAUGUGCUUAUGCCACAUUGUGGAUGCAUUGAUGAUUAGGUGGGAUUAUACCACUCUGUUCUCCAUUCAAGUAACAGAAACCAGCUUGAAUACCAGAGAGAGACACCAAGCCUUUAUACUCUCAGCAAAGAUGACGAUCUCUUUUAGUAAAACUUUGUACCUGGUAAUUCUAGCUGCUCUUGGACUUACCAGCUUGGUAAUGACCUUCUAUCUUUAUUUUGAGGCACCAUCUCCUUUUUGUCCAUCUACAUCUACAUUAGUUGAUGAAAAAACAGAUGAAGCCACAGAGUCUGCUGAGAAGCCCAUAGUCCUGCUGUGGUUCUGGCCUCUUGGUGUGAGGUUUGAUUUCAAAGUCUGCUCAAGCUACUUCAAUAUUGACAGCUGCAUACUGACUGAUGACAGAUCCACGUACAGCAAAGCAGAAGGAGUCAUUUUCUACCACAAAGAAAUAUCCUGGAGUUUGGGCAACCUGCCUCAGGGUCCUCGUCCAACUUUUCAGAAGUGGAUUUGGUACAAUGUGGAAUCUCCCACAAACACAGCAAGGAAACCGGGUUUAGAUAACCUGUUCAACUUAACACUGAGCUACAGACGAGAUUCUGGCAUUGUGGUAAGGAAUGAGGUGACGAUCAAGAAACCAGAGAUGAAGGACGACUUUGUUCUGCCAAAGAAAGACAAACUGGUUUGUUGGUUUGUCAGUAACAACAACCCAUCUACUGGAACAGCUACGAGAGCGAAAUAUUACCACGUACUGUCCCAACACAUGAAGAUUGAAGUCUAUGGAGCUGCUUUUUCUGAGCACUGGUUAAAAUUUGAAGACUAUUACUCAACCCUAGGUAGUUGUAAGUUUUACCUCUCAUUUGAGAACUCGCUCCACAAAGACUACUUCGUAGAGAAGGUGAACGGGCCCCUCGUAGCAGGGGCGGUCCCUGUGGUUAUGGGUCCACCAAGAGAAAACUACGAGCAGUUCAUUCCCAAUGGCUCCUUCAUUCACGUUGAUGAUUUCCCUGAUGCAAAAUCACUCGCAGAGUUUCUGCAACACCUGGACAAGGACGAUGAAGCGUACAUGAGUUACUUUGAGUGGAGAAAGUACUACAAAGUCACUCCUCAUCUUUUGUCAACGAAGAAUGAAUUCAUUCAUCCCAUCUGCCUCGCCUGUGACCACAUAUCAAGAGACAAAGGUUACCAUGUUGUUAAUGACCUUUAUGAAUGGUUCUUUACAUGAAACUACAGUGAGAACAUCAUCAGACAGUGGCUAUUAGAAAAUGAAGAAACUUAAUACCUCUCAUUCUGUGCUGUUGAUUGAACAGAUAAAGAAAUUUGACUGCGUUGAGUGUUUUGAUUAAUGAAAUAAUGAUUAGUUUCAGUUGAAAGGUGGAUCACUGCAAGUACAGAUGUGUUUAAGUAAAUUUGUGAGUACAACCUUAGCAUAAAUAACAGUAUAUUCUGUAAAACUUCUAGUAAUUUUUUUUACAGAACUAUUCAUAAACAUCCACUGGACACUGGUUUCAUCUGUCUUCCUUUCAGUGUCUGCAUGUUCAUGUAUUGCUCAGAUGAUCUACAGCACCAGAUGAGAUGUAGACAAUGAUGAGUCGGACUGUUGAUGUCCAGUAUUUGCGCAGAUUUUUCUGUCAUGAAAAAAGGUUCCUUAAUGCUUUCUAUUAGUGUUUCUUCCAUACUCAACACUGGAGGUAAAGGGUUAGUGCUAGAGCUAAAGAUGGAGGGUGCUGCAAAUUUACUGGGUUCAAAUCUGAUUUGUUUGACUGGGUUAAGGUACUGUGUCACUGGGACUGUGUUGUUAUGAAUAUAUUAUCUCGACAAAUAAAUGAGUUGACAAAUCUA